AUGGAGCCUUCCAGCAAGAAACGACGUCUCGCACCCAAAGUUCCAGAGCAAUCUACUCAAGAACAGUCUCCUCAAGCUAGAUACGAUUAUAAGGCUAUGCCGAACCUACAAGAGCCCGCACCUUCGAGUGAGCGAAGCGAUUUCGAGUCUUUCGCCCGUCAUUUACAAGAUGCAGCAAUGCUUAUCUAUGCGCAAGCAAAUCGAUCUCCAUAUAAGGGCGUUACAGUACUUUUGUUGCGAUGGGAAGAAGAUUUGAGUGUUGAGCAAGAUCUUUUGCUCUUGCAGAAGGUUUUCCAAGAACGCUUUAAUUUUCAUACCGAGUCCUGGAAUAUCCCUAGUGGUCCAAAUCCUAACAUUAAACUUGUGAAGCAACUUGCACAUCAUAUUGAAUCAACUGCGCCUAAUAAUCUUUUAAUCGUAUAUUAUGCAGGUUAUGGGUUUGUGGGAUCGGAUCAUCAAUUGUAUUGGGCCUGCAAUUCACACGAAGAUGCUCCAAAAUUUAAGUGGGAAGGUAUUAAAUAUUUACUCGAAGAUGCGCAGCCUGAUGUUCUACUUUUACUUGAUUCUUGCGCAACUACAGAUUCAUCUGUUGCGGGAAGCCAAGGCAUCAAGCAAGGUAUUGCUGCAUAUAGUCCAGAACAGGCUACACGUGAACCAGGAACACGUUCAUUUACUUAUCACUUGUCGGAAGCUCUUAAUAAACUUGGUACUGGCCGUCCUUUCAGUACGCAAAGACUCCAUGAGGAGAUCAUUUCACAAAAGCACAAUGGAUUUCUGGCACACACUGGACUUACAAAUGGAGCAGGAAAGGCAGCUUCGGCCAACGAGCGAAUGCCAGUAUCUUUCUCCUUGACCCCUGGAUCAUUACAAAGCAUUUCGCUAUCUCCUCUGAGCCAGGCCCCAAGAUCAAGCACUUCGAUAGCAUCGCCAACGGAUUCACCAGAGAACAAUGCCUCAGGAUCAAGCAUUGAGGAACCAAUCAAGGCCAACUCGAAUUCCGACCUAACUUUUGAAGAAGUCAGAGCAUUAGUUUGUACUACUUUUGUUGGAGAGCCAAGUCAAGACAUGGCAUCUUUCAAGCAGUGGCUUCACAAUACCCCUUUGGCAGCAUCAAAAAUCGCAGUCGAAGGGAUGUUCCACGGGCCACCUACCAUUCUCCUCGUUUCUAUGCCAAUCGCGGUAUGGAACGUUUUGGCUGCCGAAGGAAUCUGUUUGUUCUUGGGUUACAUCAAUUCUCACAACAUGACAACAGAUUAUCAACAUUUGAUUGGAGCAAUUUCCCCUAUGAGCAAAGCCGCAACUACCAAGGAGCUGGAAGAUGGGAAAAUACUUCUUGAAGCUCGUGAGGCCGCUGCAUCCACACCACUAAUGACUAGACAUGAACCAGUUCAGCAAGAGCCAACUAGACAACCAGAAGUAGUCCAUCAAACACCCUCAAGACAAGACCCAAUCAAUUCCACUCCUCAAUCAAUCCCCCAAGUAUUGUAUCCUGAUACUAGUACAGCAAAUCUUCCCGAGCAUACAGAAGACGUCGAAACCUCAGUAGAGAUGCAUGAAGCAGCCGAACAACUGAAGGCUUUGAGUCAUGUACGACACCUCAGCCACGAUAAUCUGACUCCAAAUGAUCGAAACCACUCUCACAUAACUUCCGAAGAUUCCCCAGGUCCCAGAAGUGGCCGGGAAGAAUCAGCAUCAUCUCAAGAUCAAGGUGAAUCUGGAGCCGAAGAUCAAAUGUACAACUCAGAGUUCAAUUCACCUGCCUCUAGACCCAAGCCCCGGAGAUCGUCACAAAAGCAAGGCCCCAAGCAAGAUACCCGAUGUUCAAUGUGCAGUCAUGCACCAUUUAAAGAUUCGUCUUCCUUGAGAAAACAUAUCGCCGCUGCACAUACAAGACCAUUCCCGUGUGCUUUCUCUUUUGCCGGAUGUGCGAGCACUUUUGGCUCUAAGAAUGAGUGGAAACGACAUAUUGCUUCUCAGCAUCUUUGCUUGACAUUUUAUCGCUGCUCUUCUUGUCCUCAAAGCACUGCCGAAGGCAAAGGUAACGAAUUCAACCGCAAGGAUCUAUUUACCCAACAUCUCCGACGUAUGCAUGCACCUUUUGCAAUCAAGAAAGCUCUUGCUAAAGGAGACUCCAAACUUCAAGUGGAAUGGGAAACUCAUGUUAAGGAAAUGCAAGCCUCGUGUUUAGUAACUAGAAGACAGCCACCUCAAAGAUCCGCAUGCCCUAAAGCAGAUUGCUCAAACGUGUUCGAGGGCGCAGGUAGUUGGGAUGACUGGACUGAACAUGUUGGUAGGCACAUGGAAAAAGGCGAGGCGAACAGAUUAGGCGUUGAUAAGUUUUUGGCGAGAUGGGCACUUGAUGAAGCAAUAAUCGAGCCUAAGGGAGAUGGAUCUAAUGAAUACAGGUUAUGCGGUACGGAGAGAGAAGGUGGCGGUGUGUUGACUGGCAAUGGGAAUGCAAGUGGCUACUAUUCAGAUGGCGGAAAGAAGGAAAUAGAAAGUGCCAAAGAUGGAAUGGAAAGUCUCAUGGGGUUGACGGGUGAUAGUAUGAUCAUCGAUGGUUGA
Molecule: messenger RNA, 2565 nt
Organism: Botrytis byssoidea
Lineage: Eukaryota; Fungi; Ascomycota; Leotiomycetes; Helotiales; Sclerotiniaceae
Exons: 3
Coding region: 1-2565 (854 amino acids)
Molecular function (GO): DNA-binding transcription factor activity
Source: RefSeq, a predicted model, not a curated record